AUGUCUUCUUCUUCUGACCAAAGUACUCGGCUCUUGCCGAUUUCCUCUUCUGCUGCUUCUUCGAGCUCUUCCCAGGCAACCAAAAACACAUCCGACGCCCAGCAACCGCAGGACUCGGUGCGAGCGAAAUAUGCAUGGCUCACAAUCUACUUUGCCCUCAACCUAGCGUUGACUCUUUACAAUAAGGCUGUCAUGGGAAAGUUUCCGUUUCCAUACUUGUUAACAGGAAUCCAUGCUCUCUGUGGUACCAUCGGGUGUACGAUAUUUUAUAUGCGAGGGUCAUUCCAGUUGACGCAGCUCACUGACAAAGAGAACUUGGUGAUGCUCUUGUUCUCGAUACUAUAUACGAUUAAUAUCGCUAUCAGUAAUGUUUCAUUAAACCUCGUAACAAUUCCCUUCCACCAGAUUGUCCGGGCCACCACCCCCUUCUUCACCGUCAUCAUCUACGCCGUCUUCUUCUCCAAGACCUACUCCCGCCUCACCUACAUCUCCCUAAUCCCCGUCGUUCUCGGUGUCGCUCUCGCCACCUUUGGUGACUAUUACUUUACCCCUCUCGGCUUCGUCCUCACCCUCCUCGGUGCCUUCCUCGCCGCGCUCAAGACCGUUGUCACAAACCGCAUCCAGACAUCUGGUCUGCGUCUCUCCCCACUCGAACUUCUUUUCCGUAUGAGCCCCUUAGCACUCGUCCAGACUCUCAUCUACGCAUACUGCACUGGGGAGAUUGAGCGCUUGGAGGUGUAUGCGGGCGAGCAUAUGGGCAGCAGGGAUGUUCUUAUUCUGGCCGUCAACGGCGCGAUUGCGUUUGCGCUCAAUGUGAUCAGUUUUACGGCGAACAAGAAGACUGGUGCUCUGACAAUGACGGUUGCGGCGAAUGUCAAGCAGAUACUGACCAUUGUGUUGAGUAUCAUGUUUUGGGGGCUUGCCGUUAGCUGGUUAAAUGUGUCGGGGAUCUGCUUGACGCUGGCGGGAGGUGCAUGGUAUGCGAAGGUGGAGUUGGAGGCGAAGCAGACAAGGAGUGCAGCGCCGGCGCUGGAGCCUUUGAGGGAGGUUAAGGCUGGGUAG
This is a messenger RNA of Morchella importuna, 1062 nucleotides long. RefSeq lists its product as uncharacterized. Gene Ontology annotation, molecular function: antiporter activity. The record is from RefSeq and is a predicted model, not a curated record. The transcript is spliced from 3 exons. Gene Ontology annotation, cellular component: Golgi apparatus. NCBI's taxonomy places the organism in Eukaryota, Fungi, Ascomycota, Pezizomycetes, Pezizales, Morchellaceae. Bases 1 to 1062 code for a protein of 353 amino acids.